UCUUCUUGUGAUGGUCACGGUCGCCUGCCUGAAACCAGUGGGAUUGGCUUAUUGUCCGAUUCGGACAGUGAUACUGACCUUGACGAUGCAGAUUAUGAACCUCCUAUUGAUGCUAUUGCUAUGGAUGAUACUAUAUUGACAGAUGAUUCAGAUGAUGACCUUCCCUUCGGCGAAGACCAUUUGGACGAGUUUGAGCCAUCUGAUGAUGAUGAUCCAAGUUUAGAGCCAACCACAAUGUCUGAGGAAUCUCGCCCUGAUAUUUUAGACUCUAAUGAAUCUAGUUCCAGAAGGUUACUUCCUGUGGGUUACCACAAACAAUUUGAGCAGGGGCUGUGUGAAGAAAUGACGAAUAUGGUUGAUGAGGAAUUCGUUGUGUGCUCAACUUCCAAGUUGAAAACACUUUUCAACGAUAGAUUCAGCGAUUUGAAGGAGUGCUGCAUUUGUGGGGACGUGUCAAAGACAACCCAAACACCGAUAGGAGGAACCAUGAUUUUUCAUCGGCGAUGUCAGAAGGGACAUGUUGCGGCCAAGUUUAAGACCAGCUGGAAGGUCAGCAAUGUCUACAUUGCUAACCUGCUAAUGUGUUCUGCUGUCACCAUGACUGGGAACAACUUUACGAAGGUAGCAAUGUGGGCGAAGUUUGUGAAACUGGUGUUUCCUUCAAUAACAACGUUCACUCGGCUGCAGGCGGCAUAUGUCAACCCAGUUGUUGAGCGUUUCUGGGGGACAACGCAGGAGAUGAUGCUCUCGGCGCUUCAUGGAAUCCCAGUGGAUAUCUGUGGUGAUGGCCGUUGUGAUAGCCCAGGUUUCUCAGCACACUACUGCCAGUAUGUGUUUCAAGAGGCACUUGCUGGCUACAUUGUGCAUCUAAUGACUGUAGAUAAGAGGCAGGUACAGGGGAAAAGUCUAACUAUGGAGCGAUAUGGGGCAUUCCAUGGUCUGGCGUUCUUGGUAUCAAAAAUAAAGAUCGCAACGUUCACCACUGAUGACAACCCCAUGGUCAGAAGCUGUUUUGGUGACACAGAAAAGUCGAGAGAAAAGCUGAAGUCCAACUUCCCAGAACUCACAGCUGCAGCUAUUGAUGCCAUUCAGGGCAUCAGGCAUUACCUCGACACCUGGCACCGAACAAAGAAAAUCGGGGCGGCAUUAUCCAAGGCUGGCAAAGGGAAAUCAAAGGUGCUUGAUUGGGUGAAGCCGGUUGUUAACCAUUUUUGGCACUGUUGUCAGUCCUGUGAAGGCAAUGUUGAUACAUUGAGGGAAUCGUGGUUGGCCCUCCUGUACCAUGUUCAAGGUAUUCAUGAGUGGGCAACUGGACAAUGCAGUCAUGGUCCCUCGGAUGAGGAAAAUGAGGCUCUUCGUGAUGGAGCGUCGGUGGAUACCGUCAGAAGUGUGGUAACGGACAAAAAACUGAUGAAGGAGCUCCAUUACUACACUGGCUUCCAUCACACAGGUCCACUUGAGAACUUCAAUGGCCUCAUCACGAUGUAUGCUUCCAAGAGGACUCACUUUGAAUACAACACAAUGUUGACCAGAACAAAACUUGCCGCCAUUGAUUACAAUCACUACAUUCACCGCAAGGUGAAGAAACACGAUGAUCGUCUUGUCGUAACCAAAGGUUAUUCGAAGGGAGGUGCAAGAUGGGUCUUACGUUACAAGAAAGAACCCAAGGAUUACGACUACCACAGGUCCUCUGAGUAUAUGCUGCUUUUAGAAAGAAGAGAUCACCCUAGUCGAUUGAAAGCUCGUGUGGAACUGCCCCCGGAUCAUCCGAAGCACAUUGCUCCAAAUAUUGCUCCUGUUCAAGGCAUCACAACAGCUGAUAUUGUGGAGAAGAAGAAGUCAAGACUCGGAAAUUAACAAAAUAAAAAUAAUAGUUAUAUUUUUAUUACUAUACCAUAGACUCUCCAAAGGUGACUAAUUUGACUGACUUGGUGAAACCAUUUAUUGCACGCUCUCAUUUCCAUUCCAUGUGAUUUGAAAACCUAGGGAAAGACUUUCACCUGAGGCUUUUCAAAAGGAAAGAAUAGUUUUACAUCAGCCUACG
Molecule: messenger RNA, 2044 nt
Organism: Lineus longissimus
Lineage: Eukaryota; Metazoa; Nemertea; Pilidiophora; Heteronemertea; Lineidae
Exons: 9
Coding region: 121-1857 (578 amino acids)
Source: RefSeq, a predicted model, not a curated record